AUGUAUUGUGUCUGUCAUUGGUCACCAAAUCGUUUUGGUUGUGGGUCAGUCUACCAUUUUGACGUACCUCGACAAAUCCAGUCAGAAGAUGGGAUCCAGUUGCACUUAUCCUUGAUUGUUCACCCUUUUUCGGAUAAAGUGACGACGGAGGACGACAGAACCUCCGGGAUGAUACCACCCUUGUUCCCGCCACAACCGUUACAACAAGCUCAGUAUAUAUUCCCAUCCGCUCUCUGUGCUGCGACGGUUCCACUGAUUCAUCUGUUGGACGACAGCUCCGUGAAUGACGAUGGAAUUGCAGUAAGCACAAUCGCCGAAUACUGCAUCUUCCAGUGUCUAGUUGAGGACACAAAUCUUUUCCUUCGGUUCAUUUUCGAGCGCCUGACACGCACAACACACAAGGGUGAACUCAUUUUCGCACUGCGGAAAAUGAUACAACGAUUGCCGGAACUGCCAAAGCAAAGUGCCCAUGUCAUUUUCAACAACCUCGCAAUAUUCCUUCGGGCAGCUAAAUUUUCUAUAACAAUAGAUCGAUUUGGAGAAAUAGAAGAGAAUAAUGGCAAUUGUGGUGAUCGUGAUAUCGGUAACGUUGCUGGUGGAACCUCCGGGGCUGGAACCUGUGGCGGUCAAAAUCCAAUCCAAGAAGAAUUUGCGGCUGCUGUGAAGCGUCUUAGUGUGGCACCGCUUAAUCGUACGAUGCUAAUCCAAAGUCGAAGCUCAUCUUGGCGUCAAGGUUCCAUACCAUGGUUUCGGAGUAGUGGUUUAACGCACGAUGUGGUCUGUGAGAUCUUCACAAAGGAAACUACUCACAAGGUUGCUGAAAACUCUUCGACAGCCCACAACCGGUUUCGCCAUUCUUGGGGCUCAUCAGGUAGGCGCAGUCCCCGAGUUUCCGUCAACCUUAUGUCCUACUUGAACAUGAAUUGGAUUGUUUUCGAGAAAUACACUCAUUUGCAAAUCAAGGACGACAGAACCUCCGGGAUGAUACCACCCUUGUUCCCGCCACAACCGUUACAACAAGCUCAGUAUAUAUUCCCAUCCGCUCUCUGUGCUGCGACGGUUCCACUGAUUCAUCUGUUGGACGACAGCUCCGUGAAUGACGAUGGAAUUGCAGUAAGCACAAUCGCCGAAUACUGCAUCUUCCAGUGUCUAGUUGAGGACACAAAUCUUUUCCUUCGGUUCAUUUUCGAGCGCCUGACACGCACAACACACAAGGGUGAACUCAUUUUCGCACUGCGGAAAAUGAUACAACGAUUGCCGGAACUGCCAAAGCAAAGUGCCCAUGUCAUUUUCAACAACCUCGUCGGCUACAUAAUGUUCCAUGUAAGAACUCCCAACUUUAAUGCUCCAGAGGCGAUUGCCAGGGAGCAAAACUCUCAUAUGCAUCUUGUUUACAAAACUGAAUACCCAUUUUUCCUUGAACGCGUCUUCCUGAACUUUUCUGAAUAUUCAUUGACUGCUUCUCAAAUGCAAGCAAUUGCAACAAAGCGACUACACAAAUUCCGCAACAGAUCUCACUUUUCAAGAGACGCGAAGCGGAUUUACGAGAAAACAUACUACCCGCAUGCUUCAUCAGUGGUUGUACCUCAUGUUCAAAAUAUCUACUUCAAAGAUCUGAAGCAAACCUUGCGCCGAGAGCAAAUCGACUCCACUCUGUUACUGACUGCCAACCUUCCGUGUGCCAAACAGUUCAACGUAUUUGACAAUGACAUUGGAGUAGCACAGUUGGUCAGGCUGCAUGACGAGAACAAGGACUACCAGUUUGAAGAUAUUUUGAAGGACGCCCUUGAAUCAAGUGGAAUACCUCUGAAUCAAAUCAAUUCAUAUUUUCUUUGUGACGACCGUUCAGGCAUUAUCUGCAACAAUUCACAUUACAUCCGCGAUUUCUACCCGUUCAAACGUAAUCACAAUCCCAAACUCAGGAUUAAACAGAUGGAGAAAAAUGAUGGCCUGCAUCUGCUCCAACAGAACGCUUUAAACCUUAAGUUUCAAGAAAUCGGCAAGGUGCUUUUUACCACAGCAGUAUUGCAAUACACCCCCAGUACACAGAUUUCCAAUCACGUGUUCUUCCUGCAUGAAGAGCUUACCAAACUCCCGUCGUUCCCACGAAAGGCGUUGGAGUCUGAAUUUGGACUAUACGGUCUACAGGAGCUUGGUCAACCGUUGCUUGGACUAGACACAGUUCAUAAGAUAUCUUGGUGUGAACUUCUUUCUAGCUUGUUCGAACGGAUGCCGAACACCUACCCAUGGUCUGCAGAUCUGCAACUGUUUUUGAAUGUCUACAAUGGGACACUUAUUCUGCUUGCGGAAGAUUCUUCCGUGCUUCGUCAGUGCCUCGCAUUUUACAUACAGGUUAUAAUUUCCACUGCCUCGGCUAUCAGCCGCUGUGGUGUGAAUUGCAGACCCCGUCUUAAGACUUCCGCACUCUCCAGAUCUAUUCUAUAUCCCGUGUCCAAGGCAUGUGCCGCCAUCGCCCAGUCUUUGAUCAGCGUUUGCUAUUCUUCUGCAUUCCUUGGUGAUUUGCUUAGCUUUCUUUUAUGCUCACCAAUUCUGAUGUGCUAUUCCCUGGCAUGCUCUCAUCAGUUCAAAAUGGCGUUCUCCACAAGCGGAUACGCCGGGAUUCUUCCUACCCUGUUGCGUGUCUACAACCAACAAACGCACAAUGCUGUCCUCACUCAGGCGGUAGAGUUCACCUGCCGCCAGUUCUACGUCAUGCAUCGGAUUCCCUUCAUUCUACAGCUGUUUGGCAGCCUGGCCAAUUACGUAGCCGUCGGAGAUGAACGAACUGGAAUGGAUGAUGAUUUUUAUCGUAUUCAACCAGCUACUCUCUAUAGACUGCUUCGAUUGAUCAACCGGCCACUACCGGACAACCUGCGAAUACUGGAAUUAUGCAACGUGCAGAAACCACUGAAAGCACUUAAAGAGCCUUAUUCAGGCCACUGUGCUUCAGGCAGUCUAAGCUGGACAGUAUCUUUGAAAAUUCUUUCCUUAUUGGUUGUUGGUCUGCUCGCCGAACUUGGCAGUUGGAUUGCAAACGUUUCAUCACCAAUCGAGGUGACAUCGCCACUCAACCCCGCACUGACGAUGUCACUACGAUUAGUGAUGAAACGUUUGCAAUCCAACUGCCAACCUCGGCGAACAGACCGACAACCAAGCAGUGAACCCGAGCUACCUACAUUCCACAACAUUGCCUUCCUUAUGAUUGAUUUCUGUUACGAAGAUGACGAAGGAAAUUGGUCUGUCCUGGAGGCGGUCAACCUGUGUGUCGCAGUGAUUGUUUACGCCCCAGAUUCUUACCGUGCACGUCAGAUGCUGAUCAUCUUACAAGCAAUAUUGCCAUUCAUUUUACGGGAUUUCUUCGCCAUUUGUACAGAAGAAAACUGUGGAGUCGAGCCAAAGAAGGCGGAGACCAACGCGAUCCAGAAACUUUGUAUCGCCAUUCGUCAGCUUAUUGCCACAACCGAGUUCAUGGCUAGACGAACGGAAGAUGUCCGAAACCUCAAUAUGCACGCUCCGGGAGGCCCUGUAGAGCGUCGCCCAGAGCAGCUUAUGAGUAACUUAGGGCAUGGUUGGAGUCGGAAGACGGUACGCACUGGUAGGAUCCGGGAAAUAAAGUCUAGCAUAGAAUCUUCGUUGGAAGUCACCAAACCAAUUUCACCGACAAUUCGAGUAGUCGGAACUGGUACUGAGGACUUGACGGACGUGGACACUAUUCAAUCUCCCAUCGUCAGCCGUUCAUUUUACGAACCAAGAGAAGUCAUUCUUCAGCUAGCCUGCGAUUUCCUUUCGUUCACCACUGCUCGAUUAAACGAACUGGGAGAGAGACAACGGAUUCCGGAACUAUUGGAUUCAAGGUCACAUGUCCGCCUUUCCGACAUUGUUCAGUCCAUCAUCAAACAAAUCCCUUCCAAUCCAGAGCUGCUAUCAAGUCCAGGCAUACAACGCUAUUUCCUCGAGGUUCUCCCAUCAGUAGACUGGAGCCAUGAGUCGAUGCGUUCUUGCAAAGCUUUGGAAGCCCUUUUAGGUCGACUGAACCGAACACUGCCCAAGCUGUUGGAGCAUGCAUCUCAUAAGCCAAGAUUCUGCUGGGACGAUAUCGUACGGCUCAUUCGGUCAGUGUAUUUGAUCAUCAAGAAAAACCGUUCUAUCGCACACCUGAAAGAAAUCCGGGUCCUAAUUGACACACUCAAGAGAUCAGUAAUCUUCGAUCCUGCUGGCUGCUUACCGGCUCUUGCAAAAACCCGAGUUGACCCCUACUUGCCUCUUUCCGGAUGGUCUUCCAACACAAACGUACCAAGUCGACAAAGCCUAGGAGAUUCCCUGUUUGGAGGUAUCUCGCCUGAAAGCAGUAGUGUCGGACUAUCCUAUCCUGGUCGUGCCUCGCGUAGGGGGCGUUUGCUCAACACUACUUCUGAGUAUGGCAGUCAUCUUACGCCUUCAGGAGCGAGUUCUACACAGCCACGCAAACAUCCUGAGGCUAGUGCACAACGGUCGCUUGAAAAUGCAUUCUCGUUCAAAUUUGCCGCGGAAGUUAUACGCCUGAUUGCACUGGUAAUCCAAACUUUAGGGCCCAACUUCUCUCUCAAGGACUUGUGUGAACGCUGCGGACCCGAUUACAACACGCGUUGUCCGGCUAUCCUGGAAGGUGGAUUUCACACGUUGGCAGUUUAUCUCGGACAAUUAAUUAUUCCACUGCUGUUUCGUUGCAGUUCCGGAAGGAAAGAUUCUCCCACCCUGUCCAAAGAAAACGUCUUCUACGCCAUGGAUGUGUGUAUCACAGCACUGUUCGCACCAGUUACCUCACAAAGCAACAACAGUAGAAAUGAGCGGGCAUCAAGUGCUGCUUCUGGGGGGUAUUCAAGUCCGUCUUUUAUUGACGCCAUGGGAGAGAAAGGCAAGGAGAAAUCGGGAAGACAUGUGACCGAGAUUGCUUCCCCCGGUGGGCGAAACCCAAGUCCGGUUGGUAUGGACCUCCCAGGUGGUUCAACUUUAGUGAAGCUUAUCAAUUUUUCAAGCUUGGGCUAUGAGCAAGAGGAUGGAACAAACUCAAACCUGACACGUUUAUUGAGUCCUACGUUGGCUUUUUUGUCGCAGAAGGAUACAUCGUCUAUGCCAGUCGUGACACUCCACCCAAAUUCAAUAACCACCAAGCAUCCGACUGUGAAGUCGGAAAGUUUGAGUACAAAAUCGCGCUCAUCUGUUGCAUCCUUAGUUCCUCAGAAAGCGCGCCAUCAAGCCCUACACGCAAAACAUGCAGAAACUGCAGUAUCUAGUUCUCCAUUGACAAGUGACAAGCCAAAGAACUUCAAGGGAGAAUUCGCGCAUAGACUUGGAUUCUUGGGCUUGAAGUUACUUCUGGUCGCCUACAGCAGACAUGCCUCCGUACGGCUACGGUUACUCACAGCUGCUCUGACCAAAUUAGCUCUAAACGGACAAAAUGGAAUUCAAUUGUGGAAAUUCUUCGAUUUUCUUGUCACACACAGGCCUCCGAUUUUUGUGCAUCUAUUGCCAUUUAUCCGAUUCAAGAUGGCUAACCUAUGCUGUGCGACACCAGGCGAACAAGCCUACCAGCAGAUAGUUAGCCAGAAAUUGAUGGGUCUUCACCUUCCAGUCCCACAAACCACAGCUGUCGUCCUCCGAGAACUGUUAUCCGAACUGAACACUAUUCAGCAUGACGUCCAGGUUGCUGAAAAUUCUUCGACAGCCCACGACCGGUUUCACUCCUCUUGGGGCUCAUCAGGUAGGUGCAGUCCCCGAGUUCCCGUCAACUUUAUGUUCUACUUGGAACCAGAUUGCACGAAAUUAGCGAAAUUCACUCAUUCGCAAACAAGCUUGCAUUUCACUCAGGCCCAUGGAAAAGAGGGGGGUGUAUCUCACCUGCCAAAUAUACAUGAGCCAGCACAGCGACUCCAGUCCACUGAUCAAGCAACCGCAUUCCGAAAACAGCCUUCCAAGAAGAUGAAGCCACAACUCAGUGGACUAACCGAGGAGAAUCUGAACCCCGAUGGUACAUUCAGUGCACUCGAGCGGUACGCACACAAUCGGCAAAUCGACAUUCUAGCGUCUGUAACUUCCGAAUCGGUGUGCAGUAAUGACAUGCAAGAUGACAUUGGCAUCGGUCUGCCA
Messenger RNA from Opisthorchis viverrini, 6126 nucleotides. RefSeq lists its product as hypothetical. NCBI's taxonomy places the organism in Eukaryota, Metazoa, Platyhelminthes, Trematoda, Opisthorchiida, Opisthorchiidae. The record is from RefSeq and is a predicted model, not a curated record. The transcript has 32 exons. Gene Ontology annotation, cellular component: axon; cation channel complex. Gene Ontology annotation, molecular function: monoatomic cation channel activity. The annotation marks the transcript as partial. Gene Ontology annotation, biological process: monoatomic cation homeostasis.